This is a messenger RNA of Rhipicephalus microplus (southern cattle tick), 3765 nucleotides long. RefSeq names its product heterogeneous nuclear ribonucleoprotein L. Gene Ontology annotation, biological process: mRNA processing. NCBI's taxonomy places the organism in Eukaryota, Metazoa, Arthropoda, Arachnida, Ixodida, Ixodidae. Gene Ontology annotation, cellular component: nucleus. The record is from RefSeq and is a predicted model, not a curated record. Gene Ontology annotation, molecular function: RNA binding.
CGGCGUUGAGGCGGCGGUGCGUGCCAAGAAGUCUCUCAACGGGGCCGACAUCUAUUCCGGAUGCUGCACCCUCAAGAUCGAGUACGCCAAGCCUACAAGACUGAACGUCUACAAGAACGACAACGACAGCUGGGACUACACCAACCCCAACCUUGGGAAGAGUGGAAGUGAGCGUCCAGCCCUUCUCGGAGAGCCUCGUGGCUUUGGAAACUACAGAGAUGGCAGGGGCCCUGCCUCUGGUCCCGGCUAUGGCCCCGACCGUGGAGACUAUGACUACGGUCCCAGGGGAGGACAGUACAACAGUCCUGGCGGUGGCUACAACGACGGCUAUGGUGGACCCCCCAACGGGCCCCCCCAGGAUCGCUACGGUGGUCCGCCGCAUGAUGGGCGUGACGGCCCAAACUAUGGCAUGGGUGGAGCCAACGCAUCCCCGCAGGCUGCCGGACCUCACCAGGGCUCUGUGCUGAUGGUGUAUGGGCUCAACUCUGAGAAGAUGAACGCUGAGAAGCUCUUCAACUUGCUGUGCCUCUAUGGGAACGUUGUCAGAAUAAAGUUUCUGAAGAGCAAGGACGGCUGCGCCAUGGUCCAGAUGGGCGACCCCUUGGCCGUGGAGCGGGCUGUCGGACACCUGAACAAUGCGCAGUUCUUCGACACCAAGAUGCAGCUGGGCUACUCCAAGCAGGCUUUCCUCAACGACGUGCAGCUGCCCUUCGAGCUGCCCGAUGGCACGCCGUCCUUCAAGGACUUCAUGGGCAACCGCAACAACCGCUUUACCAACCCGGAGGCAGCUUCGAAGAACCGCAUUCAGCCGCCCUCGCGCGUCCUCCACUUCUUCAACACGCCUUUCGGCAUCACCGAUGAGGACCUCAAGAAGCUGUUCGAGGACCUGGGUUGCCCAGUGCCAACAACAAUCAAGAUGUUCACAUCAAAGACGGAACGCAGCAGCUCGGGUCUGAUGGAGUUUGAGACAGUAUCUGAAGCCAUCGAAGCAUUAAUCAUGUCCAACCACACUCCAAUCAACAACCCCAACGGCAAGUUCCCUUACAUUCUCAAGCUGUGCUUCUCGUCAUCGGGGCCGAGGUACUGAAGAGCUGGUCGGCCGCUGCAGCUUCGAAGAGCCGCCCUAUCUACUGUCCUUGCGGCUGGGGCUCAGACAUCGUCACAAUUGCUUCUUCUUCAACACGAGAGACAACAUGGUGGGAAGGGCAGACACUUUAAACAGAAUGACAACUCAAAAUACAUCACAGAAGACUUGGAAAAAAAAAUAAAAAAAGACACAACACAUGCUCCAGAAACUCUGCCACAACUACUACUAUCACUACAAGAAUAAAAACGCAGCCAACAAAGACAAGACACAAUUUGCAAAUUACAUUUUUCACACUUUAUUGUUCUUCGUGUGUAUAGAAAGUGACAAAAACAAAGCAUACAGACGAGUAAUGAAACAAAGUGAAGCUAGAAAAACUCAGUGCUGAUGCAAGAAUCGUGUGUGCAGUUUUGGUUGGUUUCUGUCGUUCUUUUAUGGAGUUUGCAGUGGUACUCUCGGAAGCUGGCAAAAAGAAAGUAUGUGACGUGUAUUCUUAAACUCUGCGUUAGUUAAGACUAGAAAUCAAUAUCUUCCUCAUCACAUUCAAAGUCUAUUUCUAAAAUAAAAUAAACCUCUUUUUAAAAAAGGCUUGCGACAGCCCAACUGCGAGUCGAAAAGACGAUGUUGGGCACAGUUGAGCAUUUGCACUGCAUUGUAUAUGCUGUACAGCACGAUGUACAGCAUAGCACAGGGCCUACCUAUGCUGUCAUGUGCCAGCAUGUGGGAAUUACACGUCGCUAUCCUCGGCCUUCUUGCAAGUAGUGGCUCCUUGCUUGCAAGAUCCUCUGGAACCUCUGUUACAGAAAAGCUUUUUUUAAACCAUACUGUGAACUAUAUGGGCAAGAGACAUACACCUUGUUUUGUAUAUCCAAUCGUGUGGUAUGCUUGCUUUGAGUAGCAGGGCUGGAACGUCCUGAGUCUACAAAAAAUCGUGUGUAGUCUUUCCUGUCAUGUGCCUAUGUUGUAUGGUUCCAUACGUUAUUUCCACCGUGUGGCUCUUGAGGCGAGAUGUGUGUUGUUGAUGAAAUGCUUAAUUUUAGACUAACAUCUCAUGCUCAACAUUUCAAAGAGGCACCGGUUGUGUCGGUUCCUUGACAAAUUUUGAAAUCUGCAUAAUCUUUCUUCGUCUGUAAUUUUAUCAAUCUGUUAUCGUGAACGAAUUUGUCAAGUAGCAUUGGUAGACAGCGAAACCAGCCCAAUUGUAGGUUUCUCUUUUGACUUCGAGACAUUGUUAAAAGACUUGUUUUGUCUUUUUUGACCCAAUGCCGUAACUGGCAAGUAAAUCGGCGAUAUUGCUGGAACUAAAUAUGCAUUGAGUUGGCAAGUGAUGUGCGUUGCUGUAGGUGUGACUGGAGCGCAGUGAGCGUUUUUUUUCCUUAAUCACAAUGAAUAGACAGCACAUGCGCACUUGUUGCUUUAGAGUAGCAAAACACUUCAGAACCGCUCAAGCUUGUUACAAAGGAAGUAUGCGUGUAUCAAUAUAGAAGGCCAGCAGCAUGCAACUCUCUGAAUGUUUCAUUCCAUCAUCUGGUAAGGGUACAACCAAAGCGGCAGGCAUGCUUAUCGUUGAGUUCCGUGAUUGGGUUUUGUAGGCUGUCCAUUUCACUUCGUUGUUCUGCUCAAAUUACUUUCGCCGACUGACGAUGCCCGAUGGGGGUGCAGUUUUCUCACUCUGAGGGAUGGGUAUUGGCAGGCUCUCUUAUCAAGCUAUUGCGGUAUUCACUAACGAGCUGCAUCUCAUUAGAGUAAAGAAAUUUUGCACUAUCUCUUAAUGGCACAUAUUGUAAAAAAAAACGUUCUCAAUAAAGAGCACACAAAAUUUUUAUGUUGCUGUACAUCAUACAAGGUCCUUUGGUCAUAUUUAUGAGAGGUCGAUUACCAUCUUGCAUCAACAUUGAUAUACCUUGGCAAUUGCUAUAGACAGUACAAUCACUGACAGAUGAGCAUGUGUGUGCUUGAAACUGGAACACUAUGAAGCCACAGCUUUAGUUCGCCAAGAAAAAGCCGCCUCUACUUGAGUCCCCGAGCCGAAUGGCAAACUCUGCUAAGGGCAGUUUAACCAGAGACAAGCAAAUAGCAUCGGAGCACGUACUUUUUCUUUCGUGUUUUUGAAGUACAUUGCAUCGCAGUGGUGAUUUACUGGCCUUCUCGUUCUUUUUUAGCUCUGCUGGUGUCCUCUUCCUCCCUGUGUGUUCUCGUUGAUUGUGGCAUUCAAGUCUUUUUCGAUAAAAAGCGGCACUCUUCUUGUGUACUCCACCUCUUCCCCUCAUGUUUUAUCCCCUCCUGUGUCCCAUGGCUUCCAAAGAGAGUAGUAGUGUCACUUUGUGCGUACUGCACCACCUUCAUUUUUUCUGUCCAACGGGUGUGUGUGUGUAUGGGAGCAUUGAAAAUCACUUUCUCCUCUUUCUAUUUUUCAUUUUGUAGCCAUUUGUGUGCAUGUGUUUGCAUCUGUCCGUCACUUUUCUCGUUUUUUUUUCUCUAGUUACAUAAGUGGCCUUUUCUCGUUCAAAGUAAGAAAAAAAUUUAAUUCUUUUAUUUAGUUUAAGGGUCGCAGGAUAUUUUUUCAUUGUCAUCGAAGAACAAGCAGUUUUAUUUCUCGCUCUGUUGUGCAUGUGCAUCAGUGUCACUACGCUUAAUGUAUCUGGUGGUCUUUACUGAAUAAAAAGAAAUGUGACGAUUAA